Messenger RNA from Hibiscus syriacus, 1534 nucleotides. RefSeq names its product cytochrome P450 76T24-like. NCBI's taxonomy places the organism in Eukaryota, Viridiplantae, Streptophyta, Magnoliopsida, Malvales, Malvaceae. The record is from RefSeq and is a predicted model, not a curated record. The transcript has 4 exons. The coding region runs from base 20 to 1492 and encodes 490 amino acids. Gene Ontology annotation, molecular function: monooxygenase activity; heme binding; iron ion binding.
AAGCAAAACAAAAACAAACAUGGAGCUCUACACCAUCAUAUUGUUUUGCAUCUCAUUUUUCCUCCUCUUUCUCCGUCGCUCCUCCGCCGCCCACCGCCUCCCUCCGGGCCCUUUCAACUUCCCUAUAUUAGGCUCCCUCCACCGCCUAGGCUCUCACCCUAACCAAUCCCUCUUUGAGCUAGCUAAAACCUACGGCCCCCUUAUGACUCUCCGCCUAGGUUAUGUCACCACCGUCGUCGUCUCUUCCGCUGAAAUCGCCAAACAAGUCCUCCUAACACACGAUGAGACCUUCUCCGACCACACUGUUCCCGAUGCCGUCGCUUCCCAGCCUAACCACGAGUCAACCCUUGCAUGGGCAGUCGGCGAUGGAAGGUGGCGCAACCGUCGGAGAAUAUGCAACACCCAGUUGUUCACUGUGCAGAGACUCAACUCGCUUCAACACCUGCGUCACCAGAAAGUGCAGCAACUCAUCGAACACAUCAACAAGCAACGUGUUUCCGGAUCCCAAGUCAAUAUAGGGCAACUCACUUUCGCUACGGCAUUGAACUUGAUUUCCAGUACUAUAUUUUCAACGGAUAUCGUGGACCCUGAUUUCAGCACGGCGCAAGAGUUUAAAGAAUUGGUUUGGCGUAUCAUGGAGUAUUCAGCGAAACCGAACUCGUCGGAUUAUUUUCCGAUGUUGAAAAGGUUUGAUUGGCAAGGAAUAAGGAAGCAUAUAAGGCAGUCUUAUUUGAGAUUGCAUGUGAUAUUUGACGUGAUGAUCGAAGAAAGAAUGGAAGUUAGAGCUUCAGAUUCCAUGACCAGAAAUGGCGAUUUCUUGGAUGUUCUUCUUGAUCAAUGCGAAGAGAACGAGUCCUACUUCACUCGCCAAAAUAUCAAUCCUUUGAUCUUGGACUUAUUCAUUGCUGGAAGUGAUACAUCUGCACUAACAACAGAAUGGGCGAUGGCAGAGCUCCUUAGAAAACCUGAAGUCCUAAAAGAAACAAAAAGAGAAGUCAUGGAAGUCAUUGGAACCGAAAGAGCUGUGCACGAAUCAGACAUCGAUAAACUCCCAUAUCUUCAAGCUGUCGUCAAAGAAACAAUGCGCCUCCAUCCUGUGGCUCCACUUCUCCUACCUUACAAAGUCAAAAAGGAUGUGGAAAUAUGCGGCUACAAUAUACCAAAGAACGCUCAGCUUCUGGUGAAUGCAUGGGGUAUUGGCCGAGACCCCAAGUACUGGACUGACCCUCUCUCGUUUCGUCCUGAAAGAUUCCUUGAUUCGAGCUUAGAUUUCAGAGGUCGUGAUUUCGAGUAUAUACCAUUCGGAGCUGGUCGAAGGAUAUGCUCGGGCAUGCCUCUUGCGGUUCGUAUGGUGCAUUUGAUGUUAGCAUCUAUGGUCCAUUCAUUUGAUUGGAAACUUCCUCCUGGAAUCAAUCCACAAGACUUGGACAUGCAAGAACAGUUUGGUACUACUCUCAGGAAAGCUGUACCACUUUGUGUUGUUCCUAUUUAGUUUUUUGGUAUAAAAAAAAAAAAACAAAAUUGGUAGUUUUUU